CUCGUCCGUGGUACAAUCGAGUACUCUUUGUAAGAGCGUAGUAUGUGGAUUGUCGAUGAUCCGAUAGGUGUUUUUUCGAUCCAGUUUUUUAAGAUAUUAUAAAAUUUUCAAAAUGAUAGAAUGUACAAAAGACACAGAAAAUGUUACUCUUAGUCCAACAACAUCAUUAAAAUUGAAAACUCGAGAGAACGUAAAUAAAAUCAGACAUGGAUCACCGAAGUUGCAGGAAGUUCUUCGAGAGAGAUGUCGACAAAGAAUGCGAGAGAAACGAGGACAGCUGUUUUGUAGGAGUAGAUUCGGUUUAGAAAUUAAUCCAAAAGACAUGGAGGAUACGUUAACGGAAAUUGUGCGAAAAGAAUUGAUUACAGUCGCACUUACAGAUGUAGAUCCAGCUGUGAAUCCCUUUUUUCAUGUUAUCAAUGAACCUCUUGAUCCAGAAGAAGCACUUGAACUUGAAAAUGAAAUACUGAAUGAAGAGAAACAUUGGAUUUUGGAAGAGUAUGAAAGAAUGACCCAAGAAGAACUUGAAUUUUUAGCAUUAACCGCAGAUGAAAAAAUCAAUGAUGUCCUUUGUCCCUUAUGUCAGAGGUCUAAUCUUAUAGAAGAAGGAAGACAAGUAGGUUGUAAGUCUUGUACCUUAAAAUUAAACAAUGUGAGCUUAAAAGACUUAGGUAAUUUAAUAAAUAAUUCUGUGAAUAGUCACUCUGCAAUGUGUACAGAGCGACCAGGGUUUAUACUGAUUGAAGACAAUAAUGUAUGUUUGUAUUUAUUUUGUGAUAAAUGCUCAGCUUUGAUACUACUGGCAUAAUUUGAAUAAUAUAGUUACUAAAAAAAGAUAUAAACACUAGUUGAGAUUAUAUUUUUGUAUAAGUGUUAUCCGAUAUAAAGUAUUACUAAUUUAUUAUAAAUGAAAGUAGAUUAAGACUAUGGACAUAUUAAUGUUCAUUCUUACUAAAUUAUAAAAAUAAAAAAUUUAGUUAAUAGCAAUGAUUUUUAAUGUCGAGCAACAUAGGAAAAUGAUUAAGGGUAAUGUAAAUUUUAAUUUCCAUUAUGAAAGUAAAUAUUUAAAUAACUACAUGAAGGUUUAUGUGGUUGUAUGAUACAUAUUGUACAAAAAGAAACAUCCCUUCAUUGGUUUAUUUAUAUUAUUCAUC
Molecule: messenger RNA, 1154 nt
Organism: Nomia melanderi (Alkali bee)
Lineage: Eukaryota; Metazoa; Arthropoda; Insecta; Hymenoptera; Halictidae
Product: RPA-interacting protein
Biological process (GO): protein import into nucleus
Cellular component (GO): nucleus
Source: RefSeq, a predicted model, not a curated record